AUGGGUAGAUGAUAAGAUGUUGCUAAGUGAUUACUUGGGUGUUUUGGGUGGAUUGUAUGGGGUGUUGCUAAGUGAUCAUUUGGGUGUUUUGGGUGAAUGAUAAUGUGUUGCUAAGUGAUUACUCGGGUAUCAUGGGUAGAUGAUUAGGUGUUGCUAAGCGAUUACUCGGGUAUCAUGGGUAGAUGAUAAGGUGUUGCUAAGUGAUUACUUGGGUGUUUUGGGUGGAUUGUAUGGGGUGUUGCUAAGUGAUCAUUUGGGUGUUUUGGGUGAAUGAUAAUGUGUUGCUAAGUGAUUACUCGGGUAUCAUGGGUAGAUGAUUAGGUGUUGCUAGCGAUUACUCGGGUAUCAUGGGUAGAUGAUAAGGUGUUGCUAAGUGAUUACUUGGGUGUUUUGGGUGGAUUGUAUGGGGUGUUGCAAAGUGAUUACCUGGAUGUUUUGGGUGGAUGAUAAGGUGUUGCUAAGGGAUUACCUGGGUGUCAUGUGUGGAUGAUAGGGUGUUGUUAAGUGAUUACCUGGGUGUUUUGAGUGGAUUGUAUGGGUGUUGCUAAGUGAUUACUCGGGUAUCAUGGGUAGAUGAUAAGGUGUUGCUAAGUGAUUACUUGGGUGUCGUGUGGAUGAUAGGGUGUUGUUAAGUGAUUACCUGGGUGUUUUGGGUGGAUUGUAUGGAUGUUGCUAAGUGAUUACUCGGGUAUCAAGGAUAGAUGAUAAGGUGUUGCUAAGGGAUUACUUGGGUGUUUUGGGUGGAUGAUAGGGUGCUGCUAAGUGAUUACCUGGAUGUCAUGGGUAGAUGAUAAGGUGUUGCUAAGGGAUUACCUGGGUGUCAUGUCUGGAUGAUAGGGUGUUGCUAAGUGAUUACCUGGGUGUCCUGGGAGGAUGAUAGGAUGGUUGCAAGUUGUUAGGUGAUUGCUAGGGUUUUCAAAGUCUCUAUAACAUUAUGCUAUCUAUAUAUGGCUUUAAUGUACAUCUAUGGGACUUUUUCCCCAUCUUAUUGUCCACCUGAUGAAAUUCAUAAAUCUUUUUCUUUAGAAAAGUACUAGCACACCUUUUUCCCACAACCUGCAUGAUUUAAGGCAUCAUUUGAUGUUCUCCUAACACUAAAAAUAAGCAAUUAAGUAAAAAAUGCAUAGCAUAAUCUCAGUUAAGAAGGUAAAAAAGAAGUCAGCAUAUGUCUGUUUACAGUCUGAAAGACAGAGAACUUGAGCACAAUGGUGUGUGUGUUUCUGGGAAAAGUAGGGGGUGGGGGCUGAUAUACUCUGGAUGUUGGCUUGUGAGUUGUGUACAUUUGGCUGACCGUGCGCGUGCUGCUUUCAGAGUGCUAAUAGACUUUUGAUUUAAUGGGCAUAUUCUCACCUUUGUUUACAUAUGUGUGCUCACGAGAGACAGAUGAGUGUGAACUGGCGAACAUGUGUGUGUGUUUGAAUGAAAGCCAGGAAAAGGGGAAGGGCCUCGAGUGAGCGGACAAAAACAGCUGCUCUUGUGUGCUCGGGAAACCUCAUCCAGUGAGAGCGAGUGUGGAGAGACGGACCAGCAGGGUCCAGAUCUCUAUAUGGGUUGUGCCCUGAGUGCGGAUAGCUGUGGGGACGAGCCAGAUCCGGUACCAGUGAGAGGGUCUUUAAGGAGGGAGAGAGCAAAAUCCAGGGGAAACAUGAGGCUGACCAAGGCAGGGAAGGGUGAGCCCCACGUCUUUAAAGAAAAGACCUUCAAAAAGAAGCGGCAGUGUGGGGUGUGCAGGCAGAGCGUGGAGAAUUUGGGCUCUUUUUGUCGAGUCUGCAAAACAGCCACUCAUAAGAAAUGCGAAGCCAAGAUCAACACAGCCUGCAUCCCAGCGCAGCCCUCCGAACUGCGAAGGGGAACAUCCUCCUCUAGACACAUUCAGCAUCUGGGCUCAACCAAGUCUCUGACCUACACCAAACAGAGAAACACUCUCCCGAGGAGCUUCAGUGUGGACCGGGUGAUGGACAGAGUGAUGGAGAGGAACUAUGAUUUCGACCUCACAUACAUCACGGAGAGGAUCAUCUCUGUCUUUUUCCCUCCUCUGCUGGAAGAACAGCGGUACCGCCUCAACCUCAGGGAGGUGGCAGCCAUGCUCAAAUCCAAACACCAGGACAAGUUUCUGUUAUUCAAUCUGUCUGAGCGGAGGCAUGACAUCACCCGUUUAAACCCAAAGGUUCAUGACUUCGGCUGGCCAGAUAUGCACGCUCCUCCUCUGGAUAAGAUCUGUGCCAUGUGCAAAGCCAUGGAGAACUGGCUGAACUCCGACCCCCAGCAUGUGGUCGUUCUGCACUGUAAGGGCAACAAAGGAAAGACAGGUGUUAUUAUCGCGGCCUACAUGCAUUACAGCAAGAUAUCAGCAGGGGCAGAUCAGGCCCUCAGCACAUUGGCAAUGAGGAAGUUUUGUGAAGAUAAAGUGUCGUCCUCUCUCCAACCCUCUCAGAACAGGUAUAUCUAUUACUUUGGAGGGCUGCUCUCAGGGGCCAUCAAAAUGAACAGCAGUCCGCUCUUCCUCCAUCAGGUCCUCAUUCCUACCAUCCCCAACUUCCAGGAAGAUGGAGGUUUCUUCCCUUUCCUGAAGAUCUAUCAGUCCAUGCAGCUUGUCUACACUUCUGGCAUCUAUGAUCUGCAGGGCUCUGGGAGCAGACGGCUGAUUGUUACUAUUGAGCCUGCACUGCUGCUGAAAGGAGACAUAAUGGUAAAGUGUUAUCACAGGCAGGUUCAGUCUGCUGAGAGGGACUCUGUGUUUCGACUGCAGUUUCAUACGUGCACCAUUCAUGGAGCUCAGCUCUGGUUCGGCAAAGGGGAACUGGAUGAAGCUUGUUCAGAUGACAGAUUUCCCUCUGAUGCCACAGUGGAAUUUGUGUUUUCGUCUGGGCCUGAGAAAAUCAAAGGGAGGGUGAGCCAGAGGAAUGAUCCAGCUGUCAGCGUGGACUAUAACACAAAUGAUCCGGUGGUGCGCUGGGACUCUUAUGAGAACUUCAAUCAGAGACAUCAGGACAGCCUAGAGGAUAUUGCGCACACACGUGGGCCUCUAGAUGGCAGCCUGUACGCUCAGGUAAAAAAGCGUCGCGCUGCAGGCUCCACCUCCACCUCCCUGCCAUCCACCAAUGGGAGCCCUGCAAGGAGCCCUGCAAGGAGCUCUGAGGAGCGUCCAAGUCAGCUUCUGUCUGUUAGCACUGAUUCUGGACACUCAUCUGUCCCACCUGACCGGCUCGAUGAGCCGACUCGACAGGCCCCGCCUACUCAGCAAGAGAGGGAGGAGCUUGAGCGCCUCCUGGGUGGGAUUGAAGGCGAUGGAGGGAGGGAUCGUGACCGAGAAACAGCCAUUUUGGAUGAUGGUGAUUCCUUGCCUCCUGAAAGGACUGGGUCACUGAGGUUAGGCCGUUCAUGCUCAUGUCGGGUGGGCUACCGAUCUCAGCGUUGUGCUGAGCCUGGAUGCGAUGGACUCCACCACUUAUCCAAUGGGUACUGCCUUGAUCGUCCCACCACCACUAAUGGACACACAGGGGCUCCUUCUCCAGGGAUGCCAUCUGUCAUAGGGCUUUGCCAACACCACAGUGCCCAUCCUCACCAAUCCCUGCCGCCACCAGAUCUGCUCUGGGACCGUCAACAGGGUCCACAGCACUACCUUCAUCGCACUUGCUCAGAGGGGCCAUCACGCCACCUGUGUCCAUAUCCAUCCCAAGAGAUCAGCCCCCAUCCACAUAGUCUGUCUCCCCGACUGCUCUGUAGGGCGGAAGAGUACAUUGCAUACCCCCACCACCACCACAACCAUCCACACCACCCAAAACCCAGCGGCCCCUACCACGAUGUCAUGAUGAUUGAUGGCCUAGUGACACCCGGCUGCCCCUGUCGGGACUGCUGUCUGCGGCGAGAAGAUUUCCACACCCUCCGUUUGGACAGAGAGGAGGGAAUACACUGGGAGAGGGAGGCAGAGCUUCACCGGGAUACUGGGUUAAGACGGGGCCGAGAGGCUGAUAUGCAAAGAGGGGCAGAGAUAUGGGACCGGGAGGCAGGGCUACGAAGGGGCAGAGAAAUGUCUCUACACUGGGACAGAGACCGAGAGGCAGAACUACAGUGGGAGAGAGAACGAGAGGCAGAAUACUGGCACAGGAGGGCUACAGUAUCCCCCUAUGGGCCUCAUGGACAUGAAUUACCAGCAUUUAACUUCGAUCCACUUCCCGCAGGCCAUCCUGCAUACCCCGAACCCUCCCGGUCCCAUUCUCACGCCCAUCUGGAUCUCAAAUACAGUAGCAGUUCCAGUGGAUACCAGACACCACACCAAACGUGCCCCUGCUCCCCCUACCAGCCGUCACCUUCAGAGAGUCGUGGCUAUGCCUCAGGUUACCAGUCUGAGUCCACGUCCCCUCUUCCACCUCCCUCCGCCUCCUGCUCUGGCCCAGUGCACCAUGCCAGCGGGCCUACAGAUAACCAAACAGACUCCCACCCUCAGCAGUACACCUCUGAUACAAAUACAGAUUGCCCUGGUGCAGAUAGCAUAGGCUGGCGUAGUCACAUUACCCAUGGUUCCUUGCGGCGGACACAUCGAGAUCCACAUGCCCCAUGUUCAACACCCUCUGAUAUUUCAGGACCUCCAACACCAGUUCACACAAGCAGCCCCUUGCGAACCCAGGAGAGCCUGAGUGUCCGUGAGCAUGAGUCAAGAGAGGUGAACAGUGAAAGCAGUUCAGCCCACUCCCACAACAGGACGCACCCACCUGCCCCACAGUCCAACAGUACCAGUCCGGGGUGUCGGCAAACUGCACUUUCUUCCAGUCAAGAGAUUCCUGAGAUACACCCCUUUCCUGCCACACCCACCACUGCCCAACAACUCUCUGCCCAUUCCUCGCCAACAACACCUUCCACCCCACAAAUCUCAGCAGAACACCCCACCUCUUUAACACCUUCAUCAAAAUCCACCCAAUCACAAACAAACAGCUCACCUACUGCUGCUACAGUGCCACCCACACGGGAAAUGGUACUACAAUCAACUGAGACUGUUAAACCAGCACUCUCACGAGGUCCAUCUUCUCCCAUCCCGUCCGAGUCCAUCCCAGCUCACUCACAGAGCAAUGGAGUAUCACCAUCUCCUGAACCAGACACCCCUUCUGCUUCUUCUGCCCCUGCGUCCCCUCAGCUGCCCACUGGCGAACACGAGAGCUCUUCUUCCCCUGAACCCCCAGUGCCUGGUUUUGCGACACUGGGUAGGAAGCUGAUGUUGGGCUCUGAAACCUCACUUCCUACUGGACACAGUAUGGAUGGCAGUCCCAGCUCCACUCCCACCUUUCCCAUCUCUCCAGCCUGCUGCACCCCAUCUCCUCCACCAGGCUCCUACUCAGGGUGCCUAGCCGCCUCCGUCCCACAGCCUCCCCUCCCUGAGAAACGCCGCCCAUCCGGCCUGCCAGGAUCACCCAACGGGAGGUCUGGAACGCUGAGGGCGUCCAUGAGUCAUCAGCCCUCUGUCCAACACCACGUUACAUUCUCACCUUCAGUAGGAGAGCUGACUGUGCCUGCUGGACAGGGAGAAGUUGGUGUGGAGGGUGAGAUGGGCAGCCGUGUCAGUGUGAAAUUUGUGCAGGACAGCUCUCGAUUUUGGUAUAAACCUGGCAUCUCCAGAGAGCAAGCUAUAGCAGCACUGAAGGAAAGAGAACCAGGGGCCUUCCUCAUCCGAGACAGUAACUCUUUCCAGGGGGCUUACGGUCUGGCCCUAAAAGUUGCCAGCCCACCCCCCAACGUCAAUAACCAUAGCAGCAAAGCAGGAGGAGACCCUCUGGAACAGCUGGUUCGACACUUCCUGAUUGAGACAGGACCUCGAGGAGUGAAGAUUAAGGGCUGUCAAAAUGAGCCCUACUUUGGGAGUCUUUCAGCACUGGUGUAUCAGCAUUCCAUUACACCUAUCUCUCUGCCCUGUGCCCUCCGCAUCCCAGAGAAAGACCCAAUAGGUGAAUUCGUGGAGGUUCAGCCAGUCAGUAACAUGAGUACAGCUGCAGACCUUCUGAAACAGGGAGCAGCCUGCAAUGUGCUGUACCUGAACUCAGUUGAGACCGAGUCUCUCACGGGACCCCAGGCUAUCGCUAAAGCCACAGGGGCCACAAUGUUACGCAGCCCUCGGCCCUCUGCGACAGUGGUCCACUUUAAGGUGUCAGCCCAGGGCAUUACACUGACAGACAGUCAGCGCAGGGUGUUUUUCAGGAGACAUUAUCCAAUCAACAGCGUGACUUUCAGCAAUGUGGACCCACAAGACAGGAGGUGGACUAACUCAGACAGCACGACCUCUAAAGUAUUUGGUUUUGUUGCCAAGAAGCCCGGCAGCGUGGCGGAGAAUGUGUGCCAUCUUUUUGCAGAGCUGGAUCCUGAACAGCCCGCGACUGCCAUCGUCAACUUCAUUAACAAAGUAAUGCUGGCACCACAGAGACGCUAGGGCCCCGGGGACGAGGAGGAUGGUUUAUCUUCACGUACACUGUCGCACAUCACAAGACUGUAAUGUUGCACCUUCUGUCAAGUUUAAGACUUUUCGGCAAAGACAAGGGCUUUACUGUUGACUAACAUGAUGCCAAAAUACAUUAAAACCAAAAUAUACUACAGAAUGUAACCAAACUAAAGCCAGCAGUCUGUUGUGGUUUUGCCUUUGUAGAGCUGUUUCGGUGUUCAUGGGAUUGUAAAUGACUUUUUGAAAUGCAAUCACUAAGAUUGUUAAACAACCCUGGCAGCAGGGGUUUUCAAAAAUAUAAAGCACUGUUAUUGACCCAUGAAUAAAAUAAAUCUGUUAUAUGCACUCAAACUUCUGAAUUGCACAGAUAACAGUCUCCGCAGUAUGACAAUCAUCAGUUUGGAAAUAUUGAUGUCAAUUUGGUUUUUGAGUUUUGACGUACGCUAAAUUAUGGUCGAAAAUGUUUAUUUUUUUUAAAAGCCAAAUUUCAGUGUUUUUUGUCCUUUUAACUGGAAAGGAGUUGCCAUGGUUUCUAUUGGAAACUUAAUUCAGCCACAAUAAUAAAUGUAUAAAUGAGUAAAGGUAAUUGCGACUUAUAUCACAAUUUAAACGUUUAUAUCUCACUAUUCUGAGUUUCUAUCUUGUAAUUCUGACUUUUUUCUUGUAAUUCUGUUUAUAUCUCACCAUUGAGUUUCUAUCUUGUAAUUCUGUUUCUCUCUCACAAUUUUGAGUUUCUAUCUUGUAAUUCUGACUUUUAUGUCUCACUAUUCUGAGUUUACAUCUUGCGAUUCUGACUUUAUUUCUCAGAAUUGAGAGAAAAAGUCCAAAUUGCAUGAAAAACUCUCACUUUUUAAUCCUUUGGUGGAACAAGCUUCCAUAGUUUCUGACUCUGGCCCGGUGUCUGCGAAUGAUAGUGAAAGUUACUGAGCGUUUGAGACGGAGAAACAGAUGGAGGACCAGACAUGGCGUAGUCGUGACGCUGAGCAGCUGUUGUGCUCUGCUGGAGUUCCAGUAUUAGGAAGAUUUAAGUGUCAUGUAGUAUGAUGUCAUAAUGGAAGGCUGACGGUCAUGUGAUUAUUAACCAGAGAGAAUUUGGUUACCUUUAGUGUAGGAAGGAACUUUUUGUCCCCAUUUGUUGUGUAUUUCAUGCACUGUUCAUAAAUAGAAUAUGAAAUAAGGCAGACAGUGGUUCAUAACCAUCCACAUCAUAUACAACCCAUAGCUUUGUCAACUGACCGUCACGCAUCAUGCUGUACCAUUGCCUACCAUAUUGUGUAGUAGAACAUUAUAUUGGAAUGUAACCAGUCUUUAAACUGAUUGGACGGGUGGACGUUUCCACCUUCAUUCUUUGCGUAAUGAUUUAACGAUCUCCAGAAGCUGUUUAUAACCAAAGACGUGGCCAUGUACUCAAUCAGUUACUUUAAGCUGUGCCAUUUGUUUUACUUAACUUUAUCAACAAGUUAUUUCUGUUUUUGACAGAUAGUAAGACACGUCUACGACAACUUUAAUAUAUUGUAUUCUGUAUUUUCUUAUUGAUCUUUUUAUGUAGUAAUAUAUUUUAACACAUGCAGCUGACUUGGAAAGUGAAAAAAAAAAAAAAAGACUACAUGGAAGGAUUUUGAUAAGAAAAGUUUUUUUUUAUUACCAUAUGUUAUUUUUUCAGUGUAUGCACAAGUGAAAAAUAUAAUAAAUGUAAAGUCAUGGUACCAAAUCUGAAUUCAUGAUGUGAAUUAUUGUGCACUAUUCUAUUAAUUUACCACCAUCAUCAUGUAUUAUACUUUAAAUCAGAGAGAGACGUGUGUGUGUGUGUGUUAU
Messenger RNA from Onychostoma macrolepis, 8239 nucleotides. RefSeq names its product tensin 2a (gene tns2a). Gene Ontology annotation, biological process: peptidyl-tyrosine dephosphorylation. The record is from RefSeq and is a predicted model, not a curated record. Gene Ontology annotation, molecular function: protein binding; protein tyrosine phosphatase activity. Bases 1547 to 6415 code for a protein of 1622 amino acids. The transcript has 28 exons. Lineage: Eukaryota; Metazoa; Chordata; Actinopteri; Cypriniformes; Cyprinidae.